This is a messenger RNA of Lactuca sativa (garden lettuce), 1985 nucleotides long. It is a transcript of the gene RIC7, whose product is annotated as ROP-interactive CRIB motif-containing protein 7. The record is from RefSeq and is a predicted model, not a curated record. Gene Ontology annotation, molecular function: protein binding. NCBI's taxonomy places the organism in Eukaryota, Viridiplantae, Streptophyta, Magnoliopsida, Asterales, Asteraceae.
UAUAUAAACACCUCCACAAAGUAUUAUUGUAAUUAAAUAUUUAUUUAUAAAUUUAUCACAAAGACCAUGAUUGUGUUAUCAAACAUUUUUUUCUUUUAAGUAUUGUAAUUUUUUUUCUAAUUUAUUUAUCAUAAAUAAAGUUAAAAUAAAUCUAAGUUAAAAAAAAAAAGUAUAUGUUGUUUUAGGUUAGAAGAUGUUUAAAGACUCCGGUCCACGUCUGCGCCAAGAAGAGGACGUCUAAACAUUUUUAGGUCUGCAGUUUUCAAAGAAACAAACAGUCUAUAAAACCUCGCACGUGAUCUGCACGGCACAGACAAAACACAAAAGAGACCAAAACAAAAAACAAACAACAACUUAAUCUUCAAAGAAUUUUAGAAUGAAAAAAAAAAAAAAAACUUCAGUAAAAAAUAGUCUGCAACAUAGGUUCUAUUUGGAAAAUAGAUGGGUUGUGAAAAAAUUAUACCCAUAUAAAUGUAUACAAAGAAACACAACAUAUGCAUUUCAGUGCUCAUAGAAUUUCACAGCUUUCAAUGGCGUUUUCUUUUUCAAGAUAUGCUUUCGGUUUCUUGAUGUUUGUAGUGGCAUGUUUUACAAUUGGUAACUCACAACCCAUGCUGAACUCAGUUGAGCAAGAAUCAGUGUACCGAGUGCUUGAAUCGCUCAACUCUGACGUCCCAUGGCGGUCUCUCUUCCCUGACGAUCUCUGCUCCUCCGCCCCACACGGGGUCGUUUGCGACUACGCAAGCGUCACCGGAACCCUAAACAUCGUCGAGCUUAGUUUCGGGUACGUUUCCGAUUUCAACUCCAACCCGACCUGCUCACCAAACUCCACUCUACUUGACCCGUUUCUCUUCUCUUCUUUUCCCCACUUACGUAAACUCUUCUUCUACAAAUGCUUCACCCAACAGCCCGUUUCUUUACCUGAUCUCUCACGGGUUGGUUCGGUUCUUGAAGAGCUUGUAUUCAUCAACAACCCAACCCUUUUUGGUUCAUUGAGUGACAACAUCGGUAACAUGACUAGCUUACGCCGGUUGAUCAUCACCGGAACGAAAGUUUCCGGCAAAAUCCCGGUUGGGUUUGGCGAGUUAACAAAUCUAGAAGAAGCUACACUUUCACGAAACAGUCUCACCGGAGAAAUUCCGGAAAAUGUAUCAAACUUGAAGAAACUUAAAGUUCUUGACCUCAGCCAGAAUGGGUUCAGUGGAAAUGUUCCGGGAACAAUAGGAGGAUUAGAGAAUCUGUUGAAGCUCGAUUUGAGUUCCAAUUAUUUUUCCGGCGAAAUCCCGGAGACGAUGAAGGGUUUAAGGGUUUUGGAGUUUUUGGAUUUGAGUGAUAACGGAUUGGUGGGUGGUGGGGUGCCUUUGUUUCUGUCCGAAAUGAGUAAACUAAAGGGGGUCUACUUGAGUGGGAAUGAAUUAGGAGGGGUGAUUCCCGACAUAUGGAAGAACUUGCGGGGUGUUAACGGAAUUGGGUUAUCAAGAGUAGGGUUAGUCGGGGGAAUUCCAGUUUCAAUGGGGGUAUUUCUUGGAAAUUUGAGUUAUUUGGGUCUUGAUAACAACAAGCUAACAGGGGAAGUCCCAAAGGAAUUUGAGAAUUUAGAGUUAUUGAGCGAGUUGAAUUUGAACAACAACAAUUUGAGUGGGAAGAUACCCUUUUCUGUAGGGUUUAUGGGUAAAGUCGGAGGGAAGUUAAGGUUAGAAGGGAACUCAGAGUUGUGUGUGGAUGAAGGCGUAAUUAAUUCAUUUUACAAGGUGAAGAUAUAUAACGCGGUUGAAAAUCCCAGAUCUGCCCUUGUCUAUGGGUAUGGCAUUAGCUCUUCAAGGAGAGUUGGUGAUAGUACAUGUUGUUGGGCAUUGAUUUUGGUUUGGGUGGUUGUUAAUUUGUUAUGAUAGAGACGAUUUUGAUGUAGCUAACAAACCAAAUCAAACCAAACACAUUUUGUUAUGUGACUUGCAAAUUGCAAUGGGAAGAAUGUAAUUAUAGUU